AGCUCAUGGUUAGACAGCACCGGGGCAAAGUCGGAGGGAAAAUAAAAGCGAUCUUUAUAAAAACAUACAUUUCAGAUCAGCGGCUCCUGCAUCAUCCCGGAGGAAGCUGAGGAGCUGAGGAGCUGAGGAGCUGAGGAGCUGAGGAGCUGAGGGAGCCGCGUCCGCCGCACCAUGAGCCCGUGUGUCUUCCUCCCGGACAAUGCAGCGAGAUGCGGCGGCGAGGAGACCUUUCUUCCUGGAUCAGCGACGCUUGGCUCGAUCGCACCGAGAUCACAGCGGAAGGAUGCAACUUCAGCUUCAGCAUGACAAGCUAUGAUCAACACAAAAACUAGACUGUAGACCUUCAAUUACAAAGCCAGCGCUCAAGAAUGAAGACCAAAUAUGCCAUCGUCUUCAUCUGUAUUGUGGCCCUGGUCAUCAUUGAAAAAGAAAGCAACAUCAUCUCAAGGGUCUCUGAUAAGCUGACACAGCGGCAGAUUCCCCAGCAGACUCCACAGACCCCCCAGGAUUACAGCAACACGACGGAAAAUGGCUCCCUAACUUUACUGAAAGUGCUGCUGUCUCAACUUCCUGGUACAGAGAGGAAUUACUCAAACUACUCAGAGGGUCAACAAGAGGAGGCGCUGGACGCUUUUGGGACGUACAACAACAGUGGUGGCCGUAAGCACGUCUUACUCAUGGCCAGCACUCGAACAGGAUCCUCAUUUGUGGGGGAAUUCUUCAACCAGCAUGGGGACGGCAUGUUCUACUUGUUUGAGCCUUUGUGGCACAUCGAACGCAUGCUCACCACGACUGCCGAGGGAAGCAAUGGCACGGUGUUGGCAGGGAUAUACCGGGAUGUACUCCAGGCACUCUUCCUGUGCGACUUCUCUCCUCUUGAGAAGUUUAUCUCCCCUCCACCUCAACACCACGUCACGCCUGACCUAUUCCGCAGAGAGUCGAGUCUAUCACUCUGUGAAGAACCAGUCUGUACUCCUGCAAUUAAAGAUGUUUUUGAGAGGUAUCACUGUAAGACUCGUAACUGCGGGCCCCUGAACCUAACCCUGGCAUCUGAGUCCUGCCUAUCCAAAGAACACCAUGCGAUCAAGAGCGUUCGUGUGCGACAGCUGGAGACGCUGCAGUCUUUGGUGCAGGACCUUCGCUUGGACAUCAGAGUUAUCCAGCUGGUCCGAGAUCCACGAGCCAUCUUAGCAUCGCGCAUGGUGGCUUUCUCCUCCAAAUACCAGACAUGGAAGACGUGGGCACAGGACGGACAGGUGCCCGAAGACGACGAGGAGGUGAAGAGGCUCAGAGGAAACUGCGAUAACCUCAGGAAUUCUGCAGAAAUGGGACUGAGCCAGCCCCGCUGGCUGAGGAGGCGCUACAUGCUGGUGCGCUACGAGGAUAUUGCUCGAUACCCUAUGCAGAAGGCAGAGGAGAUGUACGCGUUCACAGGGAUACCGUUUAGUUCCCAAGCAAAGGAGUGGAUUCUGCGGAACACCCAGACUACACAAGAAGCGAGUGGGAUUUACUCCACCCAGAAGAACUCGUCAGAACAGGCGGAGAAAUGGAGAUUUAGUAUUCCCUUUACACUGGCUCAGGCUGUGCAGAAAGUAUGCGGACCCACCAUGAAGCUGUUUGGGUACAAGUUUGUGGAAGACGAAAAGUCACUUAUCAAUAAGUCUAUCACUUUGCUUGAAGAUAGGCUGUUUAAUUAAUUUAAAACACUGUAUGCCAUAGAUGAGACACAGAAGAAGCCAUUACUGCACAAACCAAAACAUACAAAAUACAUUGUGUUUUUACUGGCAACUGAACGAGGUUGAAGUCCCACAGUAACGUUCAUGCUCACCGACGAUGUGCCUCGUUAUAACAACAAAUGCCUCUUUUUAAAGAAAAGUUUAUUUGCAUACUGCUUUCACUGAAAAGCCUGUUACUUAAGCUUUAUGUGAUUAUCUUUAUUUCUUUUCAGAUGAAAUAAGCAUAGAUGUCAGCCCAGACUGGAUUAAAUUAUUAUCUAAGAUUGUAGUUUAUUCCUAUGUCACCGUUGGAUUUUCAGGAAAGAAGUAUAGUGUAACAGUGAUGUGUGUGCUUAUCUUAUUUCUGGGUAUGUGCAUAAGAAAAAAGUCAUUAAUAGUUAAAAUGGUCACAUUUUUUAACCAGAGUGCUGAAAUACAGAAACUGCUGGAUUCUCCUUUUAAUGCAUCUGAUGUGCUUUUAUCGAUUUUUACAAAUUGUACUCAGGUAAAGUGAAUGUGAUAUUGGUAACUUCAUGAGAAGUAUUGACUUGUUCCCUUCAGCAUGCAGUGUGAGGAAAUAAAUACGUUUUCAUCUUUUAAACCAAAUGCUGUUGAAAGCUUUGCGAUGUAAUUCAUGAGCCAUCAUAGUAUAGGACUUAAAAGCUCUAUCAAGCUGCGUACAUAAUAAUAAUAAUAAUAAUAAUAAUAAUAAUAAUAAUAAUAAUAAUAAUAAUAAUAAUAAUAAUAAUAAUAACUUUACAUGAGGAAGUGCCAUAGAUGAUAUAUGCCUUAUCGCAGUUGUUUAUUUAACAUUCCAACUUUUCUUUCAUUUUAGUAGAAGCUAUGCUGGAAGACUUGUUUAUUUACAUGCAAGUAAAUAUAUUGUUCUGUGACAAAUAGCCUCUAAUAAUUUACUAUUCUUAUUGCUGGACAGCUUAACUUAGUGGUCACUGAGUAAAUAAGUUAUAGUUGUGCAAAGAGUCUAAUUUUAACAUACGAAAGUAAUAAAAUCACCAGAAAUAUCCGGACCCAUGUAAACCCUUUAAAAUAUGUGUUUCUGUGUUUGGUGAUAGCGAAUAAAGUGUGUGAUGUGUGUUGUGUGUGUACAUGCACAUGGCCUAUGGCUUUAAAUGAAAUCCAGGUGGUGUUGCAUUGACGGUAUAUAAAGGUAACCACUGUGAAUCUGGCUCAAAGGCAGCAUUGUGUUCUGCAGGCCAUCCCCCAUGGACCUGCAACUCUGCUUAUCGAAGGGAAGUAGCAUUGACUGGAGAUUCGUGAAUCAGUGGGAUUCUUCUACCAUUGCUGUUAAAAUAUAAAUGUGAAUACUUAAAGAAGUGAUGAUUUGUCUAUACUUGCUAUUUUAUUUCAAAGGGAACAGAUGUCUUUGUUGGUUUGAAGUUGAAGUUUUGUGGUAGAAAAACAAAACAUUUAGAAAACAGUUUUUCUAAAUGCUGCGAGACUUGUGUUUUGUUAAAGCAAGUCUUAGUUUGAGGUUUAUUCUUGCAGUCCAAAUGUCAUGGGCCAAAUCUUUUUCAGUUUUUUACUUUACAUUUUAUUCUUUCUUAGACAUUUAUAUUUUAUUUUAUCAUCAAAUCUAAAAGCAGUCUGGUAUUAAAGUCUACAUUUUGUUAUUUAUGACAUCUCCGCCCAGCAUAAAAACUGCUCUCCAUCCAUGCUCGGUACAUUAUGUUCAUUGUGCUGAAAUGAAAACUGAACUUUUAUUAAACUGUCCUUUAUUCAGCCACAUUUUAGUAAAGUGACUGUUAUGACUUUACUUCCUUUUCUUUCAGCUUUUACAUUUCUCUUGCUGCUUUUGAACAUUUUUUAAUUCACCUUUAAGACUACAGAUCAACUUGUUUGUGCUUUUUUGGUCAGGCUAUUACUUUAAAGCAAUAACUCAUUGAAACAGUACUGAUAAUGUAGACUUGUCAAAAUCGUUGAUGUGUUCUGUUACUUGCUGCUGUUUGCCUUAUUUUUUAUUUUAUUUGACAGCAAUUUUAUGUUUAUGUUUGCAGAGGAAACCAAGGGCCUAUUCAGAGAUUAUGCUGAAGCAAAUGUAUCACUCAUGUGUAAAUAUUUUAUUGAAAUCAUAAUUAAAUAUAUUGUUUUGGUACUUCGAGGCUGUGAAACAAUUCUUAACUGAGCAAAUGCUUCUGUCAGGGGUUUGAAUUAUGAUUUAACCUCCUAAAGCCUGGUGUGGUUUGUUUUCUUGUUGCUUUGGGCUCGCAUUAGGAAAUUAAAUAUUAUGAU
Cololabis saira (Pacific saury) is the source of this 3965-nucleotide messenger RNA. It is a transcript of the gene chst3a, whose product is annotated as carbohydrate (chondroitin 6) sulfotransferase 3a. NCBI's taxonomy places the organism in Eukaryota, Metazoa, Chordata, Actinopteri, Beloniformes, Belonidae. Gene Ontology annotation, molecular function: chondroitin 6-sulfotransferase activity; N-acetylglucosamine 6-O-sulfotransferase activity. The record is from RefSeq and is a predicted model, not a curated record. Bases 369 to 1697 code for a protein of 442 amino acids. The transcript is spliced from 5 exons. Gene Ontology annotation, cellular component: Golgi membrane. Gene Ontology annotation, biological process: N-acetylglucosamine metabolic process; carbohydrate metabolic process.